This is a messenger RNA of Saprolegnia parasitica CBS 223.65, 972 nucleotides long. RefSeq lists its product as hypothetical. Gene Ontology annotation, cellular component: membrane. The record is from RefSeq and is a predicted model, not a curated record. Lineage: Eukaryota; Oomycota; Saprolegniomycetes; Saprolegniales; Saprolegniaceae. The coding region runs from base 1 to 972 and encodes 323 amino acids. The transcript is spliced from 5 exons.
AUGCCGACUUCGGCCGUCGUCGAGCUCGUGCACCCCGAGACCGACGCCGAGCCUCUCUUGCUCGCGACCGACGGUGUGCAUCAUGACAGCAAGCCCCUGCGCGUCCUUCGGCACCUCGCCAAGCGGCGCCACGCCAUCAGCGAGAGCUACGGCAAGUUUUUUGGCUUUGGCAUGAUCAUCGGCGGCAACAUUGCGUUGAGCCUCAUGUCGGUGCUCAUCAAGUUUUCGUCGCGCUUUCUCUACGCGGACGAGAUCGUGUUUUGGCGGUCGUCGACUGCGCUCGUCAUGAACGUGGCUGUCCAGCUCUACCUCAAGAUCCCGCUUUUGGCAGUCGAGCCGCGCUUGAUCAAGCUGUUAUGCAUCCGCGUCGCCAUUGGAUACACGGCCAUGACCAUGUCCUUUUAUGCCUACUCGAAAAUGGUGCUCUCGGAGGCGUCUGUCAUCAUCUUCACCGCGCCCAUCAUCACGUGUGUCCUGAGUGUCUGUCUCCUUGGCGAGAAGAUUGACGUCGUCGGCGGUCUCUGCGUCUUGGUGUCGUUUGCCGGUGUCAUCUGCGUGGCGCGGCCCGCCUUUGUCUUUGGCGUGCACGCGGCGUCGUCCGAGGCGCCGCCGCUCGCAAUGCUCUGCGCGAUCCUCACAGCCGUGUGUGUUGGCCUCAUCAACAUCCUCAUCCGCAUGCUCCAGAGCAUGAACACGUGGACGCUCGGGUUGUACGUGCCGCAAACCACCGACGAGGCUGGGAUUGUGCUCGCGAUCGGAUUUUUCGGUUGCAUUGGCCAGCUCAUGAUCACAAAGGGCCUCCAGAUCGAAAAGGCCGGCAUCGCCUCCGUGCUGCAGUACCUCAAUCUGCUCUGCGUGAUGCUAUGGGACGUGACGCUGCUCGGCGAGGCGCUGCAUAUGUGGAGCAUCCUUGGCGCCGCGAUCAUUUGCCUCAGUGCGUCGGUGAUUGCCUAUCGCAAGGCGAACGCGUAA